AUGAGCAUUACUGACGCAUUGCUCAAGAAGGUCCAGGCUGCGUCCGGACUGGGCUUUGGCUCGUUCCUCGUCCUGCACCUGUGCAACACGCUCAGUGGACAUAUCUCGCCGGCUGUCUACGAUUCCGUGCAAUCCGUUUUGCGAUGUUACUACCAAAACCCAGCCGUCGAGCUCGUCAUGGUGUUUGGAUCACUUUCGAUUCAUGUUGGUGCCAGCUUGUGGCGCAUGCAGAAGCGCGUUGCAGCGGACGCCGUGCUGGCGCAGUCGUUGAAACACGAAUUGUCAACCGCAGAUGUUUCGGCAACGUCCGCGCCAGACCCGAAGGCAGUUCGUGCAGCUGCAGCUGGGCCAGACACUAUGACUCUGUCGCUUGUUCGAAAGCUGCACCGGUUGUCAGGCCUGGCCCUGCUGCCCUUGAUCAGCGUGCAUGUUAUGGCAACCCGGCUGUCACCGAUCGUUUCUGGCGUUGUUCCGGACAUGACUAUUGUCACCGGAAGCUCGGUUUGGAAGGCAUUCGUCCCGCUGGGCGCACUCCUUGUCUCCAGCGUGCUUGCCAUGACCGGCUACUACUGGCACAUUGCGACACCGCGCGUGUACACUGACUAUGUGCAACUGCACGAGGUCUACAUGCAAUACGUUCCGGAUGUUGUGCGCAAGCAUCUUCCUCAUUGA
Molecule: messenger RNA, 672 nt
Organism: Capsaspora owczarzaki ATCC 30864
Lineage: Eukaryota; Filasterea; Ministeriida; Capsasporidae
Exons: 3
Coding region: 1-672 (223 amino acids)
Biological process (GO): lipid homeostasis
Cellular component (GO): membrane
Source: RefSeq, a predicted model, not a curated record